AUGUUAACAGCCCGUACUGUCAUCAUGGUUCCUUACCUUCCCCUGGAGAUCAUGGAGAUGAUUUUCUCCAGUCUUGCCAGCCCGGAAGAUGGUAUCGGCUUCGCCCUAGCCUCAAAGUACACUUACGAUUGUUUCCUGUCUUUCUUGGAGCAGCGAAAGAUCGACAAAAAGCUCUCAAAGCUUCUGCCGAUUGAAGAGACUCUCCACCGUCAACCGUUUGGUGCUGUCGACGAACGUGGUCACCUUCCACGAAUCCGACUUCUUCCAUGUCUCCAGACCGAUCGUUUGAGAGCAUCCGGGACACAGGAUCUCCAAUCCACUGAUCAGUUCCAGAAUCGCGGUAGCCUGCCUCAUUCUCGUCACCCGAUGGUUAACGUCUGUCCCUGUAUCCGCAUAACUUUCGACGAAGCGAUACAUCUUCACCGUGGCCUAUCCAAAAAUGCCGGAUCGUGGAAUUCCUUUGUGAGACCUUUGCCUCCGAAUAGUCCUGCGGUACCUCUUUACACUCACGGCUCAGUUUUCUUUGAAUCCGAACACCAGUGCAGCUAUGUUAGCUCUCCUGACCCGGACAUGCCAAUCCAAACAAAGUUCACACUUGUCGAUGGAAAGCUGCACUUGGUAAACGUGAUAUUACUUGAUCGCGAUGCCUACAACUACUUGAUACCUCGGGCUUUGUACCCGCUUUACGCCAAGGAAUGCUUGCGUCAGAUUUUCAGUCAAAUGGGACUGGGCUUCUGGGGUCAACGAUAUGAUGACUGUGGUUUUUCUGGCUACGAGGUACAACUGGACGGCCGGUUCUUCUUGCAGAUUCUCAUUAUCAGAGAUUUGGGAGAUGAUGCCUGGCCGAAUAUGGACUGGGAACGGAAUUGUCAUGAGCGAGUGAGUUGUGACUGA
Messenger RNA from Penicillium waksmanii, 894 nucleotides. RefSeq lists its product as uncharacterized. Bases 1 to 894 code for a protein of 297 amino acids. The record is from RefSeq and is a predicted model, not a curated record. NCBI's taxonomy places the organism in Eukaryota, Fungi, Ascomycota, Eurotiomycetes, Eurotiales, Aspergillaceae. The transcript has 2 exons.